AUGCAGCAGAUUCGGACCCUUUGUGUGCUUCCCGUAAGCAGCAUUGAGAAUGGGCCGGAUGAAGCCGCACCGCUCGGCGUGCGUGUGAGCGAGCGUCCUAAUGUGACGCUGAAAGCUGCUGAUGUGAAUGCAGCACAGAUCAGGUGGGAGUUUGCUGUCAGUGUUUGCUGGGGAGAGCUGAUCAUCCUGCUAAUCUUCAGGGCGCCCUACGAGUCUGUAGUGCUGUGCGAAUGGGGCUUUUGGGGGCAGUAUGGCUCCAAUAAAGUCUGCAGUGCUGCCCUGUCUUCACCUGCCCGGGCGGGUUCAGGUUCCUCUGCACAAGCUCUCCUGCUCGGUGUCAGGAAGGAUGGGGCGGCUUCAGCAAGCUCACGAACAGCGACGCCCCCACGUCGCGUGGCUGAGCCGCGGCGCUCUGUCAGCUUCCGCAGCCGCUCUGCCGCGGCGCUCUCGUGUCCGUCUCUGUCUCUCUCUCUGCAUCCCGGCGCAUGCAGGGUGCUGCCUGGGGUGAACUGGAUCCCCUUCUACUCGCCGUCUCCCAGCCAGCCGUUUGCCGAGCUGCGCCAGACGCACUCGCAGCCCCUCGAUGAGCCCGUCAGCCUUUACGACCUCGACGACCUGGAUGUCUGUUGGCUGGAGCUGGUCAAUGCGGAGUUCAGGGAACUGGCCCUUCCUGAGCUGGACGAGUUGACGAUGGAGCGCGUGCUGACCAAGCUGGAGAGCCUGUGCGAGGAGAACAUGCAGCUGACCAUCGAGACGGGCGAAGGCCUAGGCAUCGAGUACGACGAGGACGUGGUGUGUGACGUGUGCCGCUCGCCUGAGGGCGAGGAUGGAGGAUGACGCAGCUUCUGCGCCUCUGUUGCACAGGCGUGCUACGGCAUCCUGAAGGUGCCCCUGGGGACCUGGCUGUGUCGUACCUGUGCACUGGGAGUGCAGCCCAAAUGCCUACUGUGCCCCAGGAGGGGCGGAGCUCUGAAACCCACCCGCAGCGGAACCAAGUGGGUGCACGUCAGCUGUGCCUUAUGGGUCCCGGAGGUCAGCAUCGGCUGUCCGGAGAAGAUGGAGCCCAUCACCAAGGUAUCGCACAUCCCUCCCAGCCGCUGGGCCCUGUCCUGCAGCCUGUGCCGGCAGCACGUGGGCACCUGCAUUCAGUGCUCCAUGCCCUCCUGCAUCGUGGCCUUCCAUGUGACCUGCGCCUUCGACCACGGCUUGGACAUGCGCACCAUCCUGGCAGAGAAUGACGAGGUUCGCUUCAAGUCCUACUGCGCCGAGCACAGCGGCCGCCCGCAGGGCGAUCAGCCCGGCCUGGAGCAGCGCCCCGCCCCGCUGGAGAAAGCCAGCCAGCGAAAGCAGAAGCUGCAGGAGUUGGAGGACGAGUUCUACCGCCUGGUUGACCCGCAGGACAUCGCCGAGAGCUUGGGGCUCCCGGGCACCCAUGUCGACUUCCUGUACCAGUUCUGGAAACUGCGGCGCAGGUCCAGCUUCAAUCGCCCCCUGCUGGCCGUCAAGCGUGACGAAGUGGACAACCUGGCCCAACAGGAGCAGGACGUUCUGUACCGCCGCCUUAAACUCUUCACCCACCUGAGGCAGGACCUGGAGAGGGUGCGAAAUCUGUGCUACAUGGUGACCCGCCGGGAGAGGAUGAAGCGCUCCCUCUUCGACUUGCAGGAGAGGAUCCUUCAGCUGCAGAUCCAGCUCGCUGACGACGACCUGGCAGGAGAAAAAACACUGAAGAGGCAGAAGAUGAAACGGAAUGGAGUGAAAGAGCGAGGGAAGGAGCGCCAGAAAAGCAGUCCGCCAAAGAAGGAGAGGUGGAAAACCGAAAGGGGGAAGCUCCUCGGGGGCCUGGGUUUGUCCAAGCCCUGCCCGCUGGACGGUGCCCUUUUCAACGGCUGGUUGGCGCAGUCCAUGCAGAUCACGACAGACAACAUGCUGGGCCAGUGGUCUCUGGAUGGGGAGCCCCGGGACAGGACGGCCAGCCUGCUGUCGGACCAGCUGCUGCAGGGAGAGGAGAGCCUCCUUAGCUUCAUGAAGGAGCCUUCUGUGAAGCCUGCCUGGAAAGUCCCCCAGCUGGGCUGCCAGGCCAGAGCCAAGCCUCGCGGCAAAGGCCACAAAGGCAGGGAGCUGGGCCAGGCCGAGGCGCGCAAAGCCGAUAGGCUGCGUGCCGCCCACAAGGCCCCGCCCAGCCACUCCUUCAGCCCCUCCCACGCGGCUCCCGAGCCUUCCCCUCAGGCCCCCGACUCAAAAAUGGACUCCUGCCACAUCUCGGAUAAGUGGCGGCCCGUCGGGGCAGCCUCCUCCGGGGAAGCGGGCGGAGCGGUGGUGCGGGCACGUCCGCCUAGACAGGGCCGGUCCCGAGCAGCCGGCUUGGAGCUGGGAGGGGUGAGUGGUCCCGGCCCGAAGGACGGCUCUCUCCUGGACCCCGAGAUGGAUGGGUACUACUCGCAUGCGGAACUGAGGAGCUCUGAUGUUCGCUUGGGCCACAGCAAGCUCCAGUUCUCCCAGCUGCAUUCUGGGAAGACGGACGUGGUCCAGAGGAGUGUGUUGGCCUCCUAAGUCACGCAGAAUCACGGACCGCCGGUCGCGAGGAUGGAGUCACCUGCCGAGUCGCUUUUUUGUCAGCAUGUGCAUCUCCUCCGACUCACUUUUUCAUACCAAAUCGUUUUUUCCGAAUCCAAAAUGGGACUUUUUACGUAGACGUUAGCCUGUGCUACACAGAUGUUAGCCUGUGGCCGCCAACGCUGCUCGAGACGGGACACCAGUGGUUCACCGGAGUUGAAGCACGGUUCUCUCAGCUUUGGCGUGCUUUUUCAGGUCUGAGUUUUGGCAAAAACAUCACCUUAAAGAAAGUCAGUCUGCGGAGGGCACCCUCCUAUAGCUGAAUGCGACAGCCCGCAGGACCGUGGGCAUUAAGAGCUGGCAUUCUUCAUAUUCAAGACCUAUUUUUUUUUCUCUGUUUGCUUUUUAAUGGAAAAUGUAAUCAGAAAUAGAAAAAUGACAUUUUGCAAAGAACAUUAAAAAUAAAAAAAAACUAAAAAGCACAAUUUGGUCAACAGGGAUGAGUAACAUUAGUUACAUGCAAAUACUGCUUUACCAGGAGAAAUUCUGCUGACUGAUUGUAAAUGUUCAUAAUCACAUGCACUGUUUUGAUAGACCCCCUUAAUGACGUAAGUGAGCUUAUUCUGUCAGACAUUUGAUCUUCUCUUCAUCAUUACGGAUUAUUGCUUUUCUCUUUACAAAACAGACACUGAAUAAAUGUGAUAAAAUGUGCCUUCCGUUUGUCCCAAAAGUGUUUUCUACGUCAAUCUUACUGAUUGAAUUCGCGCUGAAAUUCAAUAGAACUCUGACACCUGAGAGGAAAUUGACCAAGAAAGAUAUUUUAUAGCAUUUCCUGGCGGCAGCAAAUGGAGAGAAGAUCGCAAGAGCCGUAGAGGCCGGCUGGGCCAUAGUAGCACCUAACUCGGAUUCUUCUGCCCCGAAAUCGGGCUGCAGACGGCUGCAUGUCUCAGCUUGAUGGAGGCCAAGCCUGCUGUUUCCCGUGUGAAAAAGAGAUGGAACCAUGAGGGUGAAACAUUCCGUGUCAGAACUGCCCUGUGUAGUCAUGUGAUCAUCCCUGAACAUUUGUUGUUCUGUUUUUUUUUUUUUUUAAAAAAACAUUUUGUUUGUUUUGAAGCAAAUUUUUUUUUUUGUUUAGUUUUUUUAUUUUCAUAUUGUGGUCCACAGUACUGUCUCAGGGUUUAAGAACAAAGUGAGAUCUGAUUGGUGAGGGAAUAAACCAAGUACAUGUGUUCUGUGGCAUGUGAACGCCGCACGCGGCUCGGAAGCUCUGUGUCAGUACCUCCAUGCCAAAGAGCCGUGCGAGGAUGUCCGUCCUGAGGGGUUACAAGCAGGACCUGACGCUGGGUGGGUGGGGCAGUCUUGGCAGUCACCAGGAAACCCGCUGAACCUCCAACAGCCGCUUAAACCCUCUGUUUGGCGAAGGGGUUUGAGUCAAGUGAUUUAUUUCUCGAGUGGGUGGGUGGGAGCAGAGCUGCGGCUUGCAGUGGGUUUUGCCAUAGUGGCGAUUACCCUGUUCUGAUGCCUUUUUUUUUUGCACCAUUAAUUUUAUUUGAAUAGACGUGUAAAAACCUUCCCGUGCUGUAGUAGCACGAGGUGCCCUUGGACAAGUGUGACGCAGCUGCUGUCUUCAAAAGACUAAGACGUUGCUACAGGAAUGACACGUCUGCGUGUGUUAGUGUCCCCCUGUGACGGCACUGGCUGCCAACGAGUCCAAGCGGCAAGUGGUGACAAGCCUUCCAGUGGCUGGGGUUAGGGUCCCAGCCUCCGAAACACUGGUCAAGGGUCGCAGUGUUGCUCAUGUGCUGAUAAUGCUGGGAAGGAUGAAGGUAUGUCGGUUUUUCAUAGUGUCUAAUAGCUGGCCGUUCUCCUUUUCACGGCAGUGUACGCUUUACUUCGUUAAUCUCGAAACGAUCUCUUCUACUGCUUAAUCCGCUAGGGACCGAGUUAUGGCUGCAGCAGCCUGCUAAUCCCUGGCUUCGUACGCACCGGCUCGCUAUGAUACAGCACAUAAAGAACAUUUUCUUUUUCCUCUCUCUGCUUACAUUUUUGUAUUGGGCUUUGCAAGCCUUUUUAUGUGCUUGUGUUCCAGUAGCUAUACUAUAAUGCUGCACAAUACUCUAAUAGCUUGUAGUGUACAUCUACAUAUUACAGUCUAGCGUCUUUAAUUUAAUGAAAAGGAUGGGGGAAAAAUUAUGAAAAAAUAUUACCAGAAGUUGCUUCUUUAUACUUAUGUGUUCAUCUGGAGCCUGCCCUUGUUUUUUUUUUUGCACAGAGGGAUCAAGGAAACAAAGUACCAGGACAAAUAAUGAUAUCCAUAUGUUUUAGAGACUUCUCUCCUACCCCAGGAAAAUGCCACACCCUCUCGGCACGGCCAUUCCCCCUCGGAUACGCCGGGUGUGUGUCCUUACCACUGCUCCCUGCCCCCAUGCUGUGGUGUGUGUUAUUCACAGACGGGCGAUUUGUAGGGAGGGAAUUUUCAUUUCUGGUGUUUAGCAGAGCACAUGUUGUGCAGCUGUUGACGCUUUUGACCAUGAGGUCAAUCCAUUUUUUUUUCCAUGCUCUGAAAAUCAGAUUGCUGGGUCUCAACUGGAAACAAACAAUCUUCAGCUGAAGUCCAGCAUCCCCACCGUCAUAAGUUACAAGCACUUAAGUGCCUGGAAAAGUGGCUUUUGUCAUGUCUGUAUUAAUUUAGCCCUUUUGUUUUGGUUUUUUUUUUCCUGGUGUGUCAGGGUGGUGCUGUGUUAGCACUGUUACCCCAUACCUCUGGCACCCGGGUUCGAGCCAUUUUACCCCACAGUGCGAAAAUAAUCUAAGGUGAAUUGGAGUCGAGAAAUGAUCCGUGUGAGAGGGCCCUGCGAUGGGUUGAGUUGGCGUCCUGUCCUGGGUUUUUUCAGGAUAACCUCUGGACCUCCAUAACCCUGCAUAGGAGAAGUGGGUAUUGAUGGAUGGAUGGAUGGAUGGCUUUUUUUUUGUGCCAAAUACAACUUGAUGUGAAGUUUUUACUGCUACACAAGUAAAGAACGUGUUAAAUUCUGAGGUUUCCUAACCAAGAACUCAUUGUGAAUAGCUGAUCACCCUCGACGCUCCUCAAAAUAUCCUGUUAUAUUCAUUCCUUAGUCUCACGUUUAGAGUCUGUAUGGUUACUGGGCAAUAUGGAACAACGUCAGUGAUAAAUGUUCUGUCAGAAAGGUUCUUGGGUGGUCCGGAUUCAGCCCCUAGCUGAAUAUUGCUGUUGUUUGUCCCUUACUGUCGUUCUUGUUUUUCUUGACAUGUACAGUUCCUGAAACAUUUCUGCUUUGCCUCGUAUAUUGAUACGAUAUGUUGAAUGUUACAGGGUUUUUUUUCCCCCCUGUCGGUAUUCUUUGUUUCAAAGAAUGUUGUGCCAUUUGUUAAUAGCAAAGAGAACUAUUGAAGAUAUAUAUUAAGAGCUAUUUUAAAUUAUUUUUUUUUUGCUUUUUUGCAAUAUUUAUUUUCUUGUAUUAGAACCUUCUUUGUAGGAAAAAAAAAAGGCAAAAAAUGUAUUUUUCAUUAGUGCAGAAACCUAUUUUUGUUCUUUUUUGGUACAUUUUUCAUGUUAAGCAAUCUUUAAAGCAAUAUGAUGUAGGAGAUGUUGUUUCUGUGGCUGUCUGCAUGCUGUUUGUGUUGCCUUAAAGAUGGCCCGGUCUGCCCCCCCCACGUCUCACCCUGCAGUCUCUGCUGUUAUUGACCAGCACAGUAAAUAAAAGAUGUGUUCUCUGCUCUGCACCAUCUCAA
Molecule: messenger RNA, 6309 nt
Organism: Paramormyrops kingsleyae
Lineage: Eukaryota; Metazoa; Chordata; Actinopteri; Osteoglossiformes; Mormyridae
Source: RefSeq, a predicted model, not a curated record